Messenger RNA from Polyodon spathula (Mississippi paddlefish), 2891 nucleotides. Its product is annotated as antigen WC1.1-like. Lineage: Eukaryota; Metazoa; Chordata; Actinopteri; Acipenseriformes; Polyodontidae. The transcript has 13 exons. The record is from RefSeq and is a predicted model, not a curated record. Gene Ontology annotation, cellular component: membrane. Bases 1 to 2544 code for a protein of 847 amino acids.
AUGAUUCCAGGUCAAGGAGUGCGGCUCAGUGGUGGCAGCGAUCUCUGCUCUGGGAGAGUUGAAGUACUGCGUGGGAGCAGCUGGAACACGGUCUGUGAUGCUGGCUUCGACCGGCAGGAUGCAGAGGUUGUCUGUCGGCAGCUGCAGUGUGGAAUUCCUCAAGAGGUGCUUGGCGCUGCACGUUUCGGUAAGGGGCAGGGUCUGGUCUGGUCACAGGAGAUCCAGUGCAGGGGAAAUGAGUCCGGGCUCCAUGUCUGCCCCACCUCAUCCGGGGAGCAGCCAAGCUGCACACAUGCAAACGAUGUGGGCCUUGUCUGUAUUGGGUACAGGCUGGUGAAUGGCUCUGAUUCCUGUUCUGGGCGAGUGGAGCUGCAUCAUGAAGGAGUCUGGGGGACGGUCUGCGAUCACUAUUGGGGUCUGCAAGAUGCCAACGUUCUCUGUCAGCAGCUGAAUUGUGGAUAUGCUGUAGCCGUCCUUGGACAGGCCCAUUUUGGAGAAGGUAAUGGCCCAAUAUGGACUGAUGAAUUCAGCUGUGAAGGCAAGGAGACACACUUAUCAAAGUGCCCCAUCUCUGCAUGGAGACACAAGCCAUGCACUCAUACGAGCGACGUGGGAAUUGUUUGUUCUGCACAGGCAGGUCGAGUCCAGUUGGCAGCUGGACCGAGUCGCUGUGAAGGACGGGUGGAAGUUUACUACAACAGAACCUGGGGGAGAGUUCUCUACAGCUCCUGGGGCAACAAAGAGGCUUCCGUGGUGUGCAGAGAGCUGGAUUGUGGCUCUGCAAUGGAAGUCUCUAACUCCUCUCGAUACGGGACAGGGGAUAGUGAUGUGUGUCUGACAGACAUUCGCUGCACUGGGGAUGAGUCCCAUCUGAUAAACUGCAGCCUUCCACAACAAGUCAGCUGCAGUACCAGUGACAGUGUGGCUGUGCGGUGCACUAGUGAGUAUCACACGGCCCUCAGGCUAGUGGGGGGAGGAGGUGCCUGCGCUGGGAGGGUGGAGGUUUAUCACAACGGCUCCUGGGGGACGGUCUGCGAUGACUCCUGGGACCUGGAAGAUGCUGAGGUGGUGUGUAAGCAGCUCCAGUGUGGGACGGCACUCAGAGCCACAGUGUCCGCUUCUUUCGGCCAGGGAACCGAUCCCAUCUGGCUGGACGAACUGCGCUGUCAGGGGAACGAAUCGACUCUGUGGGAGUGUGCCUCAGGAGAGUGGGGGCAACACGACUGCAGACACAAGGAGGACGCGGGAGUCGUGUGUUCAGAGUUCAAGGAUCUUAGGCUGGCUGAAGGCUGCUCUGGACCAAUAGAGGUCUUCUACAAUGGCACCUGGCGCAGUGUCUGUGGCAACAGAAUGACACAGAUUACAGCUACAGUGAUAUGUCAGCAGCUGAACUGUGGAGAAAGUGUUGCCAUUAGAGAAGCAAAUUCCAGGCUGAGUUCUGAUGACAAAUGGCUUGAUGAAGUGAACUGCAGAAAACACGACUCUACACUGUGGCGGUGUCCAUCCUUACCCUGGGGUCAGACAAAUUGCUUUAACAAUGAGGUGGCUGCAAUUGAGUGCAAAGAGAAAGAGAAGCCACCUGUCACCAGCAUACCCAAGCCAUGUUCUGAAGACCUCACUCAGGAGCACUGCUCAGAGCCAGCACAGCUGAGGCUAGCUGGAGGCUCCAGUCCCUGCUCCGGACGGGUGGAGGUGCGGUUCGAGGGCUCCUGGGGGACAGUCUGCGAUGACUCCUGGGACCUGGUGGACGCCCAGGUGGUCUGCAGACAACUAGGCUGUGGGGCGGCGGAGAGCGCAGGGGGGGGUGAGGCUAAGUUUGGACAAGGGGACGGUACCAUCUGGUUGGACGAGGUGAACUGCAGGGGCAGCGAGAUGCACCUGUGGGACUGCCGGCACGCUCCGCUGGGACACAAUGACUGCUACCACAAAGAGGAUGCGUGGGUUACCUGUGCAGGACCCUCUGCACCCAAUCAGAGAGACAUGACCAUCCCAUUGAUAGCCUGCAUCGUGCUGGGAGCUCUGCUCUUUGUGGUGCUGGUCCUGUUAGCCGGGCAGCUGCAGAACAACAGGAUGCUGAGGAGAGGGAUUGCUGAGGAGCUUGACCCCUUCCAUGAAGCCGUUUACGAGGAGAUCGAGUACAAACUGGCCAGACAGGGAACCUAUGGUGCUCCCAGGAGAGGGAGUUUCCUUUCUGAUCAGCUGCCCUCUGACUACGAUGAUGUGGAGGACAGCGAGGGGAACCCCAUCCCAGGUGAAUCGAUGCCCUCUCUGGAAGGAGAGCCCCCAGGGUACUAUGACGAUGCCGUCCCUUUGAACAGCAACCCAGAAGAUUUAUCAGGGAGUUUCCUUCCUGACGAACUUCCCUCUGGCUACUAUGACGUGGAGGACAGUGAGAGGAACCCCAUCCAAGGUUCUCCCCUCACUCCCCCUGGAGAGGAGAGUGCCCGGGCUGCACUGCCUCCUGAAGAAGGAGCCGCUGCACCUGACAGGACUGACUACGAUGAUGUUGGGGAGGAGUCUCCAGGAGAGGCCGGGGCGCUGUGAGGCUGGCAGUGUGUCUGGGAGGAGAACAGAGGGGCAGCUGGAGCCCCCUAGAGUUCUAGAUCUGUAAGAGCGCCAUUAACUGUAAACCUGCCAGGCAGUUUCACUGCAGUUCCAGCCUUCCUCUGGGAUUUCACUGUGAAACUCCACUGGCUGAAUAUUUAGCAAGCUUCUUAUGAAAGUGCUUCAUGUGAAAUAUGAAUGUUGCCCUUUAUGCUGCAAAAUUGAAUUUUGUUACAAACAAGCUGGUUACCAAAUUAGUAAACAUGUCCCGAACGCUAAUUGAACUUUGAAAGAAACUAAGAAAUUAUAUUUUCCCAAGAAAAAUAAACCAUCAAAUUACAAAUGUU